GUGAACAUUGUUUUUUAAACAUGUUUCAGUGGGGAAAGCUAGCUGACAAGUUUGGGCGAAGACCAACGCUCCUGGCUGGGAGUAUGACGGCCAUGUUGACAUUUCUGAUGUUUGGCUUCAGUUUUUCGUUCGCCUGGGCAGUGUUCGCCCUGUUCCUCGGUGGACUUCUUCGUGGCAACCUCGGAAUCGUUAAGACCUACCUUUACGAGGUGUGCCCUGAGAAGAUGCACUCUGUAGCGUUUGCUGUAGUGUCUGUUGCUAGCGGUCUGGCUUAUGUUGUGGGUCCAACAGUAGGUGGCUUCUUGUCCUGCCCUGCCACCAGGUUUUCAUCCCUUGAUACAUCUAUCUUCAGGCGCUUCCCGUACCUUCUGCCCUGCAUCACAUCCAUGCUGGUGGCCUGCGUAGGGCUACUAGUUGGAUUUUUGUUCUUGGAGGAGACCAAAGGGCGCGGCCGCAAGGGGGACCAGAUAACUACCGCGGAAGAGAUUAAUCUAAGGCAGGUUUCAGGAUAGUCUCUUUCCAAAUCAUUAUUGAUUUGCCCUACAAGUACUUUCGUAGAUUUGACUAUGGAUGCGAGGUCUACAAAAGACUGGAUAAUAAACAUGUCACAACCAGCCUCCGAAACGUAAGCAGUCUAGUCCACGCGUCGUCGAAUCUGCGAAAUAGCCUAUCGCCGCUAUAUCAUGCCAAUGAUAAGAUAUGUAAUAUUCUCAUUUCUUUGCUUUUCUCCACACGGACAAUUUUCCAAUCCAUUGGUGAGAUAAUGUCCUAAUUCAUACGGUCUAGGGUAAGCGAAAACACGACCGUAACCUCGUGAUUAUGAGAGUCUUAAGCUAUUUUCUACCCAUUUGGAGUAAUUAGGCAUGAGCCUCUAUACGCAUGUUAUAUUUAUCAUAUAUGUGAUGCGCUAGUUUCAGUUCAUUUUUGUGCUGAUGAGAAAAUGUUUGUUGAAAAGAAGCAUUUAACAUAUGGCUGGUUCUAUUUCCUCGUCUAUGGUGCACAUUCAGAUCGACCGAUUGAGAAAUCUUCUGUGCAUGUUGAGUCUACGUAAACCUGUUGUACCUGGUUACCUGACAGACUAACAACAAAAAACUGCCGACCCUAGCCAUUUUUAG
Messenger RNA from Branchiostoma floridae (Florida lancelet), 1115 nucleotides. Its product is annotated as probable peptide/nitrate transporter At3g43790. Gene Ontology annotation, molecular function: transmembrane transporter activity. Gene Ontology annotation, biological process: transmembrane transport. The record is from RefSeq and is a predicted model, not a curated record. Lineage: Eukaryota; Metazoa; Chordata; Leptocardii; Amphioxiformes; Branchiostomatidae. The transcript is spliced from 6 exons. The coding region runs from base 21 to 512 and encodes 163 amino acids.